Messenger RNA from Suricata suricatta (meerkat), 2505 nucleotides. It is a transcript of the gene VKORC1L1, whose product is annotated as vitamin K epoxide reductase complex subunit 1 like 1. Lineage: Eukaryota; Metazoa; Chordata; Mammalia; Carnivora; Herpestidae. Gene Ontology annotation, molecular function: vitamin-K-epoxide reductase (warfarin-sensitive) activity. The record is from RefSeq and is a predicted model, not a curated record. The transcript has 3 exons. The coding region runs from base 1 to 405 and encodes 134 amino acids. Gene Ontology annotation, biological process: vitamin K metabolic process; peptidyl-glutamic acid carboxylation.
AUGCGCGAGGAGUAUUUGAUGUGCGGAAGAAUACAUGAAUGUGGGGAUUAUUUUGUGUUCUUCAAAGUAUGGGGUCGAGGAUUUGGUCUUUUGGGUUCCAUUUUUGGAAAGGAUGGUGUAUUAAACCAGCCAAACAGUGUCUUUGGACUUAUAUUUUAUAUACUACAAUUAUUACUUGGCAUGACGGCAAGUGCAGUCGCAGCUUUAAUCCUCAUGACGUCCUCCAUCGUGUCUGUGGUGGGGUCAUUGUACCUGGCCUACAUUCUGUACUUUGUGCUGAAGGAGUUUUGCAUCAUCUGCGUCAUCACAUAUGUGCUGAACUUCAUUCUUCUUAUCAUCAACUACAAACGACUAGUUUAUUUGAACGAGGCCUGGAAACGGCAGCUGCAGCCUAAGCAGGACUGACAGCCUGACCAGCUGCGGACUGACGGCCUGAAGUCCCCUUUUCCAUUAAGUUUAUUUUGCAGCAGGUUUUUUUUUUUUUAAUUCUUCACAACAGACAGUUUCCCUAAGAAUCUUAAACUGAUUUUUUAAGAUCCUAUAAAUUAGAAGGGGCCCUAGCUUUUUGUGUCAAUCUUCAUUUUAAAUAUGGAUACAAAAAAAGGAUAUGCCGAGCCAAUCAAAGACAAGCUUUAACUUUACUUUGAAGAUGUUUCUGAAAUAAUAAAAUGUAGCCCUAGCCCUCUGCCCUUGAUUGUAAAGUGAGCAACCAUUGCUAGUAAUUCUCUAAUGUGUAUAAAUUCAAUUUCAGGUAUAACAAAUGUGAUCAUGACAUGAAAAUAUUUUAGAAUAGAUACUGUAUUAAAUAUUGCCAUGUUUACAAUAUGUAAUGUUUUUAGCCGAUGGAUUUAAACAUGUAGAUUCAACUAGAAUCCAUUUAUGUGAUAUUUGUAAAUAAAGGUAGAAAUAUUGGAUCCAUCCCUGCAGAACUUACUGUGCAGUUUAGUUGAAGUGUAGCGAUGAAGAAUUGUCAGCCCAACGUUGACUGAAGAAAUAGUGAAAAUAGAAAGUCCGUACAGCGCAUCUUGAGAAAAGUACUGACAGCUGUGCGUCCAGCACUGACAGCAAAAAUAGUUGGUUCCCUUUCAUCUCCUUCCUCGGAAAGGAAGAAACUAAAUUUGGACAUUCAAGUCAAGCCUGUGUCUAGUCAUAAAACUGGAUCGAUUAUAACCUUACCAAAUGAAUCAUAUGACCAGACCUUCAUGUCCUAGGCCUUCAGGACACGAAAAAUGGGGAAAUGGAUAGAUUUCUUAGGAUAAAAGCUGGAAAUAUUAAUAUGGCAUUUUUAGGUAAAAGUCUCUUACAGCAGUUGAAUUUUCAUGAAGGUAUUUUUCCUUAACAUCGGUGCCAGUCGACCAAACAGUAUUAGGACCUUGAAAUAACCAGGUAUAAGCCCAGUUGCUCCAGAGUAGGAUUGCUCUUGGGUAGCUCCAUAGUAUUUCCUGUUUCAUUCUGUACUAAUUGGAUGUCUAGUUUCCAGUUGUUCUAGAGUCAAUAUUAGGUUUGUAAAUUUUAGGGCUGACACGCUGCUCAGUUUGCUUAAUUGAGAGUAGUACAGGUAGAAAUAUCUGAAGGUGAAAUACGCUAAUGGUGUCACUACUCUUUCUAGUAACUACGCAACGCAUAGGUUUUAAAGGUGGUUGAAUAAACCCAGAUGAAAUUGUGACAGUAUGUUUCUAUGGCUAACACCUUCUAUCAGAAUGUUAAAAGUGCCUUCUGUCUUAAAUCUCAAACCAAAUAUUUUGUGUGUUGAACUUGGGCAGAAGUGUCCUUCCUUCCUCUUACCAUGAAGUAGAAACCUGCAUCAGUCUAUAGAGCGGUUCUGUAUGAUCAUUUUGCUCCCAAAUUGAGAAAUAGUAGCAAUGUUUUUGCUUCCAAUUAGAUUAAUCAUUAUGUUAAAAAUAGACCGGCAACUUUCCAAGUACUUUGAUAAGCCGCCUUUUUGAAGGGAGGGGACAGGCUCUGCUCUGUAAACUGUACUGUGUAGAGUCAGCAACUGUUCAGCAGUUUCCAACAAACUGUCCUAAUUGACGCAAUGUAUUUUUUCUGGCCCAAGGCAGGUAUAAAAUCUGAAUUGUAAUGAACUUUCAAUGGGUUUUAACCAGUUUUGUAAUAGUUGAAUUCAGAUUUAAAGGCUGUUUUCCCAUGAAUGUGAAUAUUUCAAUGCCUGUUUUAUUAUGUAUGUAUUGUUCUUGUUUCUAGUUAAAGAACUCUAGAAAGCAUUGAUUGGAUGUCUGGUGUUUAUGGAGAAACAAGUCGUAAUGUUGAAGACCGUGUACAAGGAGGGCGUCUUCUAGCAGAGCUUCCAGGUCUACCAAGCAGUUUACUGGUUCAUUCUUUCAGGCUCGAGUGGAAAAGGUUAACAGAGAAGACUUCUGUGGUAUAUAGAACACUGGUUGUGCUAAAUAAGUUCCUUGUGUCCCAAUUUCAAAUGGAUUUUCAUCAUAUUUUGUAUCAAUCGGCAGAGUAUAGUUAAAGCUUGUCUUGAUGUUGCGUUCUUGCAAA